UUCCCACUUUCAUGGAUUCUCUGCAGCUUUUGUCAUGGGCGUGCAUCGUGUUCACAAUUUCCAUGUUCUCUACUGGAUUGCAUUGUUUGUUUUUACAGGUCCGAUCUUAGGAGGAUGACACAGGUUAAAAACACAGAAAACAUCCAGUUUUUGCCUUUCCUUACCACACACCUCAAUAACAUUGGAUGGCUGUACUAUGGUUAUCUGAAAGACGACUGGACACUGAUAACCGUCAAUCUAAUUGGUGCCUCACUCCAGGCCACCUAUAUUCUGGUCUACAUUUAUUAUUCUGCUGAAAAGAAAAACGUUCUGCUCAAAACCAGUAUGGCUUUGGGAGUCCUUAUUGUGGCAUACUUAUACUUCACCACUGUGGUGACAGAAGUAAAUUCCCGGCUAAGUCGGUUAGGUCUGUUCUGCAGUGUUUUCACUAUCAGCAUGUACAUGUCUCCUUUGGUUGAUCUGGUAAAGAUCAUUCAAACUCGUAGUACAAAGUGCCUUUCAUUCCCCUUGACUGUAACAACAUUCCUCACUUCUACUGCCUGGACGCUUUAUGGCCUGCAGCUGAAUGACCUGUAUAUUAUGGUGCCUAACUCUCCUGGAAUUAUCACCAGCCUUAUUCGUUUUUGGCUUUUCUGGCAGUACCCAACUGGCAAAGAGAAGCACUCUUCUUACAGACCUCUGCACGCUUAAGCGUAAAAGUUUUCUUUUUUGUUGUUUUUAAUUUUUUGUUUAAAGAUAUCAUUUUGGACACCAAGCCAUACAAAUCAGGAAGUCCGAAUUACCAUUUGAUUUACAGCAUCUGCAGUUUGCAAACACCUUUUAUUUAUGGGACCAAAGAAACCAAACGAAGAACAUUUCUUCAGAGGUGCACUUUAACUUUAGCUCUAUGGACUCUGUUCAGAUAAGAUAAUAGACAGAUGUUUUGAUGUCAUUUUUCUAUACUCUUCUUCUAUAAUGGAUGUGUGUCAAAUUAGAAGAAAAAUGUUUAGGGCUAAGCAUAAUUUAACAGUAAAACUGUACAUAUUAGUCAUCUAACAAUCAGGGGAAAGGUCUUUAGUGGAGACAAGGUAAAAUCUCAGAUCACAGAGAAUAAUUACUAUUUUCAAAGGUCAAGUGCUACAACUUUUUCUUUAGUUCAUGAGUUUAUCUUAAGGCUACUGCAGCUGCAAAAAAAGUUUACACAUAGAAGCACAAAGCACCGUCCAAGCACUAAGUAGAUGAAAUCAUAAAGCUGGGCAGAUGUAGUAGCCAAGGUUUAUAAAAGAGGAAGUUUAACAAUAUGGAAUUUAAAAACUGAAAGAUACUGUGUUCAUACUUUAUAAGUUAAAAUGUAAAAAAAAGUUUUAAAUACUAUUUAUUGCACUCAUUUGUUACACUUUACUGAAUUGUUCCUGUUGUGUAGUGUAGGAAUCAAUGGCUUCCUUAAGAAAAGCUAUUUCAUACUUUUAUAGAUCCAAAUGUUCUCUUUUGUUACUUGCUAAGCUUUUUUUGCACCAUACUGUUGAUGCCUUAUCCACUCUAGUAAAACUGAUUUUUCCAAUAUCAUAAAACUAUGCAAAGCUCAACAUCUAACAUUUUAUUCUUGUAUAGUAGGAAAAAAAAAAUGUUUAUAUUUUUUUUCAUCAGCUAAGCACCAAAUCAUUAACUCUUUGAGGGCUGAAUAUUUUUUCUUGCUCACAAAGCAAUGGCUUCCUACAUAAACCAACAUAAAACUGUGCUGCUGUUGACGCAAGUGCGGCAUUUCUGGCUGCAGUGGCUGCGCUGGGGAGCCUCGAUGGCCAGCAGGAAUGCACGGUGGGCCAGCUACCUGGCUGUCUUCGCACAGCGAGUGGCGCAUUGUGACCCAAUGUGGUUUGUUCCUCUUGUCAUUAUAAGUGGUGGUCAUCCCAAGCUGUCGGAGUAUCAGCGACACGAACGAACGUGUUCAGCGCCACGAUCAGCCAAUGCGUUCGUUUUUCAUCUCCAUCUCCAGAUCACUUGCAUCAAAUUCCAAGUCCGACAAGUCAGAGUGCGGUUCAGCAACAAUACAUAAUAACGUCCAUGGAGCUCCUCGCUACUCAGGCUGGCACAGGAAAUCGAGGAAUAAACGAGCAGAGCUACUUCACUUUUCUCCUAGCAAAGAGAGGCGAACUAAAACGUCGGGGCGAGUUUUGUCGCAGUUUACAGCUGAUUACCGUCCUUGACCCUUCGAAAUUCGAGAAAAGUCGACAUCAGCCCUGAAAGAGUUAAGUAGAAAAUGCCGAAAGACCAAUCUGUUUUACUGCACUCUCCUUGGACCUGAUAACAGAGUUGCAGUGAUGCACAUAAUAUAAAAAUUAGGCACAGAUCUAAGCACUUCUUUUACUAAUGGUACUUCCACAUUUAUCUAAACUUUAAUUUGCCAACAGGGUAAAGUUUCACCUUACAAAUGCUGCUUUUGACACUUUAGCUGGCCAAUAAAGUGAAUUCUGAUUGAAUUUCAAAUGUAAGGGAUAAGGCCUAUUUACAAUAGUUGGAGUAAUAAUAAACACACAAAGGGUACAUGUGUAACAAUUUCAACAUUUGAUUCGUUUUACAACAUAUUUCACACUUGCCUAUACAGUAAUCCCUCACUGUAUCGCGCUUCGCCUUUCGCGGCUUCACUGUAUCGCGGAUUUUUUGCUGGUUCGCGGAUUUCUGCGGACAAUGGGUCUUUUAAUUUCUGGUACAUGCUUCCUCAGUUGGUUUUCCCAGUUGAUUUCAUACAAGGGACGCUAUUGGCAGAUGGCUGAGAAGCUACCCAACUUUCUUUUCUCUCUCUCGCGCUGACUUUCUCUGAUCCUGACGUAGGGGGAUUGAGCAGGGGGGCUGUUCGCACACCUAGACGAUACGGACACUUGUCUAAAAAUGCUAAAAGAUUAUCUUCACGUUGCUACCUUCUGUGCAGCUGCUUCGUGAAGCGACAUGCUGCACGGUGCUUCGCAUACUUAAAAGCAUGAAGGGCACGUAUUGAUUUUCGAUUGUUUGUUUUUCUCUGUCUCUCUCUAUCUCUCUUUCUCUGCUCCUGACGGAGGGGGUGUGAGCUGCCGCCUUCAACAGCUUUGUGCCGUGUUGCUUCGCAUACUUAAAAGCCAAACAGCCCUAUUGAUUUGUUUGCUUCUCUCUCUCUCUCUCUCUGACAUUCUCUGCUCCUGACGCGCACUCCUUUGAAGGGGAAGAUAUGUUUACAUUCUUUUAAUUGUGAGACGGAAUUGUCAUCUCUGUCUUGUCAUGGAGCCCAGUUUAAACUUUUGAAAAAGAGACAAAUAUUUGUUUGCAGUGUUUGAAUAACGUUCCUGUCUCUCUACAACCUCCUGUGUUUCUGCGCAAAUCUGUGACCCAAGCAUGACAAUAUAAAAAUAACCAUAUAAACAUAUGGUUUCUACUUCGCGGAUUUUCUUAUUUCGCGGGUGGCUCUGGAACGCAACCCCCGCGAUGGAGGAGGGAUUACUGUACUGUAUCACUACAGGUACACUCAGGGAGAAAGAUUUUAUUUAAACAAAGUUUAUUCAAAGUGUCUCUCAUUAACAAAAUAUAUUAAGUUGAGCUAAAAAAAAAAAAAAAAUUUAGUUUUAAGCCGUCAUGAAACAGAAGUUAAAAAAAAGAGCAGAGAAUAAUAGUUUUUAUCCUUGUUUUUGCCUGCAUAGGAUGAAAAUUAAUGCAUUUUCUGUAGUAAUUUGGAGAAUAUUUAAAGUAAAGAGUUUUUGUAUAAUUUACUUAAUGGUAUUCUUACCAGAGACUGAAAUGCCACAAAAGCAAAAAGACUUGUGAUAUUUCAUUUCAUUGUUUUCAUUUAAGAUUAUUAAUAAUUAUGGUUUACUCCUUUUCAUUACAAAUAAGACUUUGAAAGUUUUGUAAAAAAUUUUUUUACAGAAUUUAAAUUUAGAACUGAAAUUCUUUUUUAUAUGUUGACUUUAAAAAGCAAAGGUAUACAGUACUUAUUUGAGAAGUAUGUAGUGAUGUGUAGUAUGCCUUGUUACAGUUUAGUAGGAGAAAUAUUUUUCUAGCUGUACAUUGCAAAACUUUCUGUACUAUUUUUUUUUAAGCUUUUGGAACUAGGAACUGUAAUAUAUCCAUGUAUUCCUGAUAAAAAUUAAAUGCUUUUUACGAAA
Messenger RNA from Erpetoichthys calabaricus (reedfish), 4109 nucleotides. It is a transcript of the gene slc50a1, whose product is annotated as solute carrier family 50 member 1. The coding region runs from base 115 to 690 and encodes 191 amino acids. Gene Ontology annotation, biological process: carbohydrate transport. NCBI's taxonomy places the organism in Eukaryota, Metazoa, Chordata, Cladistia, Polypteriformes, Polypteridae. Gene Ontology annotation, cellular component: membrane. Gene Ontology annotation, molecular function: sugar transmembrane transporter activity. The transcript is spliced from 7 exons. The record is from RefSeq and is a predicted model, not a curated record.